Molecule: messenger RNA, 6642 nt
Organism: Hemiscyllium ocellatum (epaulette shark)
Lineage: Eukaryota; Metazoa; Chordata; Chondrichthyes; Orectolobiformes; Hemiscylliidae
Product: nuclease EXOG, mitochondrial-like
Exons: 6
Coding region: 8-1120 (370 amino acids)
Biological process (GO): apoptotic DNA fragmentation
Cellular component (GO): nucleus; mitochondrial inner membrane
Molecular function (GO): 5'-3' exonuclease activity; nucleic acid binding; single-stranded DNA endonuclease activity
Source: RefSeq, a predicted model, not a curated record
GAGCGCAAUGGCGGCCAGGGGCGGCCGGUGGCUACUCCGAGGGUUGAAACGCGGAGGCGGUGGCUUUGGGCACAGGUUCGUGUCCGGCUUCCUGAGCGGAUCGCUGCUUGGCUCCGCCGGCUGUGCACUGGCCCUGCACUGGUACAGGGAGCGGCAGCAGGAGGAGGACCAGCGAGAGCAUACAAAAGGUAGCCUGCUGGGAAAGUAUGGCCUGCCUGUGAUAGGCACGGAUGUUCACUACUGCACCAAUCACGUAUCAUCGUAUGAUCAGGCCAAGAGGACUCCUCGAUGGGUUCUCGAACAUAUUACAAAAGAAAAGCUGCAAGGGGAAGCAGAUCGGAAGCACUGCAAGUUUAAACCGGAUCCCAACAUACCGCUGCUGUUCAGUGCAAUGAACGAAGACUAUCUCCGCAGCGGGUGGAGCCGCGGUCACAUGGCUCCUGCAGGAGACAACAAGUUCUCAACGCAAGCCAUGGCCGAAACAUUCUACCUGUCCAACAUUGUGCCUCAGAAUUAUGAAAACAAUGCAGGCUUCUGGAACAGGCUGGAAAUGUACUGCCGUGAGCUGACCCAACGAUAUGAAAACGUCUGGGUUAUUUCUGGACCUUUGACUCUGCCCGUAACAGGAACUGAUGGGAAGAAAUCUGUUAGCUACCAGGUGAUAGGGAAGAAUGAGGUUGCUGUACCAACACAUCUGUACAAAAUCAUUCUCAUUCAGAAGGGCAAGGGGCCCUCUGAAUUGUUGGCACUGGGAGCCUUUGUUGUGCCCAACAGUCCAAUUGGCUUUGACCACCAAUUGUCUGAAUAUCAGUUAGACCUCCAGGACCUGGAGAGGAUGUCUGGGAUCACUUUCUUCCCCGCCUUGGACAAAGCCAAACGGUACCACAAUCUCUGCCAGGUAGACACCUGCAAGCUGCUGAACUUUGCAGAGUUUACUCAGUACAUCGCCGGGCGGAAAGUGAAGAACGCCAAAACUUUGAAAGCGUUGGAGAAAAUCAUGGGUGAGCUCCGUGAGAGUGGGAUUGAGCCGGACGAGUACCUUCAGAAUCUGUACCUGAGGAAAAAGCAAGAGGUGGAACGGAAAGAAACAGCUGAAAGUGGAGCAGCCAAAGCUGGUUAAACCAAGUAGAUAUCAUGAGAUCUAGGUGGAUAUGCACAGACAUACAUACAUCAGGUGGUGCAGAGCUAUGUUAUAUCUGCUUACAUGUGGAUGUACAUUCUGUGCCGAGAUGUCCUGUGUAAGAUACGUGCAGGUAUGUAUUGACAUACAGCAGACAGACUGCUUUAAGGUAUUUCCAGGUAUCUGGUGACAUGGUUAUUAGAUAUCUGCUUUCACUGUAUGAGAUAUUAUUUACUGACUGGCAUAGGAUAUGCAAAGUUAAAUGAUGAUGAGAUGACAGCAAUACUUUGACAAAUUAUGUUUAGAUAUGUGCUCCAAUAAGAUACAUGUUGUUAGAUUCAGCUCUGAACUAUGGGGUUUAUUGUACAGUAUAUGUGGAUACGUAAUGAUAAAUGGUUAAUACGAAUAUAUGCAGAUGUAUGGCAUGUAUUAACUUGAUUAUGUGCUGACAAGGUAGAUCCUCUCUUGUGCUUUAUUUUUAUUUCCAAUUUUGCCUCAUUUUAGUCCCCACUUUAUAUAAUUCUUUAAAAAUGUCCUUGUUUUCUGGGCUAUGUACUGCUCCUGGGGUGAGGGACGUUUUGUUAAUAGUCUCCAGGCUAGAUUUCCCAUUGUGAACAGUGUGGAAAUGGAUAGGGGGGCAGAAAUGUGCCAUAGAAUUUAAUGGUGUAACCAUCACAGUGCUGUGUCUUGUACAGAUUCCUCUUUAAAACAAGCUGCCCCUCAAAGAUGCACUGACCUCGCUGAUAUGUUCAUUUGCACUGGAUAGCACUGAGAUUUGAACCAAAUGUUGAAGUUUACAGCACUGACACGAUCCACUGACCUGGUGCCUUGUUGGACGUGGUUGUGGGUGCACCAGCCACUUGUGAUACACUUUGGAAAAGCAAUAGUGAUGUCUACAUGAAACAGCCUGUAAGCAUAGGGAGCAAAUAUAAGCAAAAGAACCAGAGGAGAGAUGGGGAGAAUCUUUUCACAUGGCAAAUUAUGAUAUGCAAUAUAUGUCCUGAAGCAGGGAAAACAACUCAGUUGUAAUUUUCAAAAGGUAAUGAGAUAAAUAUUUGAGUGUCGAACUAUGUUCUAUGAUGUCAGAAGUCACAUAGUACCAGGUUACAGUCCAACAGGUUUAUUUGAAAUUGUGAGCUUUCGGAGCAUUGCUCCUUCAUCAGGUGAAGUGGAGGGAAGCGCAUAGAAUUUAUGUGCAGAGAGAUAAUGGCACUUGACUUUGUCCUCAUUAGAACAUAGAAAAUAGGAAAAUACGGCACACAACAGCCCUUCAACCAUGAUGUUGUGCCGAGGAUUAUUCCUCAUCUAAAAUAUAAUAACCUAACCUACGCACUCCUCAAUUCACUGCUAUCCAUGUACAUGUCCAGCAGUCGUUUAAAUGUCCCUAAUGACUCUGCUUCCACCACCACAGCUGGCAACACAUUCCAUGCAUUCACAACUCUCUGUGUAAAGAACCUACCUCUGACGUCUCCUCUAUACCUUCCUCCUAAUAUCUUCAAACUAUGACCCCUUGUGCCAGUUAGUCUUGCCCUGGGGAAAAGUCUCUGGCUAUUGACUCUAUCCAUGCCUCUCAUUACCUUGUACACCUCGAUCAGGUCCCCUCUCUUCCUCCUCCUCUCCACAGAGAAAAGUCCGAGCUUAGUCAACCUGUCUUCAUAAGACAAGCCCUCUAGCCCACGCAGCAUCCUGGUAAACCUUCUUUGCACCCUCUCCAAAACCUCCGUGUCUUUCCUGAUGAAGGGCUUAUGCUCAAAACGUUGAUUCUCCUCCUCAGAGGCUGCCUGACCAACUGUGCUUUUCCAGCACCACACUCUCAACUCUGAUCUCCAGCAUCUGCAGUCCUCACUUUCUCCUUUGUCCACACCAGUCCAACACUGGCACCUCUACACCUUGUUCUAAGAUGUUAUUUUAAACACUAAAUAAAAACACAGUCAUUUUAUUUUGUUAUAUUAGAUGAUUUCCUUUCUGGUCAAAUAUUCAUAUUGCAUUAUGAUUGUUUGGAAGUUCUUGCUUCAAAAGCAGAUAGACAGUCACUUACAUAUUGCGUAUACCUAAUGAUAAAUGGUUACGGUCAUUGAUACCUAUGGCGCAGUUGCUCAGUGGUUAGCAGUGUUGCCUGAUAGUGCCAGGGAUCCGGGUUCGAUUCCAGCCUCAGCCGACAGUCUGUGUGGAGUUUGCAGAUUCUUCCCUGUGUCUGCGUGGGUUUCCUUCGGGUGCUCCGGUUACCUCCCACAGUCCAAAGACAUGCAGGUUAGGGGGGAUUGGCCGUGCUAAAUUGCUCGUAGUGUCCAGGGAUGUGCAGGCUAGGUGAGUCAUCCGUAGGAAAUGCAGGGUUACAGGGAUGGUGAGGGGGUGCUGUCUGAGUGGGAUGCUCUAUGGAGGGUUGAUGUGCACCUGAUGGGCCGAAUGGCCUGAUUCCACGCUGUAGGAGUUGUAUUCUAAAUGCUCACAGAAUGCAAGCAAAGACUGAUCUUUUCAUGGCUUUUGGGAAUAAAAACUAUCGGUUCAGCAAAUAUCUAAAGCUGCUUUUCAAUUCCGAACGAUCUCCGUACAAACCUCAGCAUUUCUGCCAGAAGGGAUUUUUAAAAUCGAUUUGUCCUUUCAGGAAAAUUAUGCGAAAAACAGUUGUUCACAAUGCUAAGCCCUGGGUUUAUAAAUUUCUUCUUUUUCAUUUCCUUGAGCCUGUAAGGAGAGCAGUGUCUAAAGUUGCCAACAUUAGAUUCCUCCUGACACUGGAUACAAGUAAUCAGGCUUCAUAUCUAAUCCUCCGGCUCCAGAAAUGCCGAAUCUUCGGGCUCUCCUGCGAUCAAACAAACAGGCCGUCCAAGUCACACAACAGAUGGUAGACGGAAGAGGACCCGUGGAGCAUUCCUUUGUGAGAAUCAGUGUCCGUUAAUACUCUACAAUACAUAUUGUUUACUAGCCAUUGACUUAUUGUUUGUUAAAUACUGCAGGGAGGUUGAUCCUGGAGUCUUGUACAACCUGCCACUGCACAUCAGUGAUGGCGCGUGCCUUGCCUGUUUGCUGCCAUCUGCAUACAACACACUGAUCCAAAAUUGGACUUAGACCACCCCUGUAAAGUUUGGAAGGCUUUAAUCUGCUUUCAGAGUUCAGACAGUGAUCAAAAAUAGAGUUCACUUUACAUCCUACACAUAAAUGCAUUGCCUGCUGCCCCACAGAGCCUGACCGUCUAAGAAGGCUCCAGGUUCCAGUCCACUUUUGUUGUGGGUUUAUGUUACUGAGGAAGGAUCCAGGGAAUGUGUGUUCAAAUCCCGCAAUGACAGCUUGAGAAUUUAAACUCAGUUUGAAGAUUAAUUUGGCUGGUAUCAGUAAACGUGACCAUGAAGCUGUCAGAUUGUUAUCAACAAAACCAUUCAAGCUGGUUGUUAAUGAGCUCCAGGGAGAGAGAAACUAGCUGUUCUCACCCAGUCCAACCUCUGUGUGACUUCAGCCACCGAAAAGGUGGGUUCUUAUCUACCCUGUGAAUUGACUCACCAAGCCGCUCAGCUGUAUUUGGGGCAGCUAGGAGUGCCCAAAAUCUCUCCCCAGCAAUGCCCACUUUCACGAGAAUGCUGCUUUUGGAAAAGGUUCCCUCAGCUCAGUUCGCUGAUUGUAACUGAGGAUUUGGCAUGAGCAGACAGACAUCAGUGUAGGCGCCCCCGCUGUGUGUCCACUGGUAACACCACUUCAGGCAGACGGAUCAAGAGCUGAGAAAUGGGACUAGGUUGAGUGGCUUCUUUUCCGGCUGGCACAGGCACGAUGGGCAGAGUGGUCACCUUCAGCACCGUCAGUGUUUCUGCUUUGAGUCGUGGAGGUCUGCAGCGUGGAAACAGGCAAUUCGGCCCAACUUGGGCACGCCGCCCAGUUUUCACAAUUUAACUAGUUCCAUUUGCCUGUAGUCCAUAUCCCUCCAUGCUGGAUCAGUGGUGCUGGAAGAGCACAGCAGUUCAGGCAGCAUCCAAAGUGCAGCGAAAUCGACAUUUCGGGCAAAAGCCCUUCAUCAGGAAUAAAAGCCCCCAUCCAUGGACUUGUGUGAAUUUUUCUGAAAUGAUGAAAUUUGUGCUCGCUUCCAUCAUUACCUUUGGGCAGCUUGUUCCAGACACUCACCACCCUCUGUGUGAAAAAUUGCCCCUCUGGUCUGUUUUGUAUCUCUCUCCUCUCUAUGCCCUCUAGUUUUAGACUCACCUAUCCUGGGGAAAAGCUGUUGGCUAUCUACCUUAUCUAUGCCUCUCUUUUUAUAUACCUCUGUAAGGUCAAAAGUUUCUAAAUAAUUUGAGGAGGAGGGACAUGUGGAGAAGGCAGGGGAGUGGCAGUAUGUAAGUCACUGUUUGGAAGAGCCAGGAUGGACACAAUGGGCUGAAUGGCCUUCUGUGCUGUAACGAUCCUUGAAACGUAGCUGCUGAAGGUUCCUCCAAGGCUUUCUUCUGCAGCUCCUCUCAGUAAAAAUGUGUCCGAUUUCUGCUGUCUAACUGCUCACUGGUGAAGAAGCACCCAAGUGACUCCAAUAAUGGAGAGGUAAAGUCACUGAAGAUCGAAAGGAACUAGGGGAAAGGUUAAGAGAGAUUUUGUUUAAUCUGCCAGUUGUCAGCGUGUGGAAUGCACUACCAGAGGCACUGUUGGGAAAAGAACUGAAUAGAUUUCGCAAGGGAGGUAGGUUUACAUUUAAAAAGUACAAAACGAAAUAAUAUCAGGAAAGAAGAUGGGGUCAACGUUCUCGAUAAUACUACAGAGCUGUAAGGCAUCAUGUGUUUUGAGAUCUGUGUCAUGAUUGCGUUUGCCAUUGUUACAUAAACUCAGUAGAAAUGGCAAUAAUCCAACAUUCUACUUGUACUGUAUAAAGAAUGACAAGUAGCAACUUCUGAGCUUGAGGUGUUCCUUGUUCAUUGGUGUUCCUCACUUUUAGUGUGGUGCUCCUGUCCUAGUGAAGUUUCUCAGCUAGUUUAAUAUUACAAACUCUGUGACCAUUCACAGCCAGCUGAAGUCUUGCAUGUUUGGCUAUAAACAUUGACAUUCGGGAAGCGUGCACUGCAUUCUGUGGCUACCCCGUGGCCCUGGCCAGGCCUUGAGCCUGUCUGACCCUGGCAUAGUAAGGGGAUUUCCCUCAGGCUGUCAUUAAAGCAGGUGCUCCCAGAGGUCAGAAGCAACCUCCCCAAUUCCCUGCUGUUGUGAUUCAUUUUUCAUCCUCCAAACAGAUGAAUCUUGACAAGUCGCUAUCUUUCCUGGAGCGAAAGCCUUUUCUCUGGUUGGAUCAGGAUUUCAAUUGGCUGCUUCUCAGGAUUCCUCUCUCCUGGUUAAAUUGUAUUUGCAUAGCACCUUUCAUAACCUUGGGCUUUUUAUAGCCAAUGAAGCACUUUUUGAAAUGUUGUCUCUGAUGUAACAGGAGGGAUAUCGGCCGCGUGCUGGCAGGUGGGACAAGAAUGGGUUGGGAUAUCUCUAUGACUCUAUCACUGUAGAAAAAAGGUUAAUCAAAAACAUCAAAUUGAGCACAUUACCUAUUUUUUUUCAUUUUGUUUGAGGAAUAA